This is a messenger RNA of Sceloporus undulatus (fence lizard), 2180 nucleotides long. It is a transcript of the gene MEP1B, whose product is annotated as meprin A subunit beta. Gene Ontology annotation, molecular function: protein binding; zinc ion binding; metalloendopeptidase activity. The record is from RefSeq and is a predicted model, not a curated record. The transcript is spliced from 15 exons. Gene Ontology annotation, biological process: proteolysis. The coding region runs from base 1 to 2130 and encodes 709 amino acids. Gene Ontology annotation, cellular component: membrane. NCBI's taxonomy places the organism in Eukaryota, Metazoa, Chordata, Lepidosauria, Squamata, Phrynosomatidae.
AUGGAGAAAUCAGAAUUCAUUCAGCCUGUUCAAGUAUCACUUGAAAUAGAUGAAGAUGAUGAAACAGAUCGAGAUAUCUUUGAUAUCAAUGAAGCUUUAGGUCUCAAUCUCUUUGAGGGUGAUAUCAGACUUGAUAAUGGGCGUCCUGAACGGAACUCCAUCAUUGGUAAUCAGUAUCGAUGGCCCCACACCAUCCCAUAUGUCCUUGAGGACAGCCUAGAUAUGAAUGCAAAGGGGCUUAUCCUGAAAGCAUUUGAACGGUAUCGAUUAAAAACCUGUAUUGAUUUCAAACCUUGGGAAGGUGAAGCAAAUUACAUAUCAGUGUUCAAAGGGAGUGGAUGCUGGUCCUAUGUAGGAAAACGCCAAGGAGGAAGGCAAGAACUCUCCAUAGGAGCCAACUGCGACAGAAUUGCAACAAUUGAACAUGAAUUCCUUCAUGCACUGGGAUUUUGGCACGAGCAGUCACGAUCCGAUCGAGAUGAUUAUGUCACGAUAAUGCGAGACAGAAUUCAAGCUGGUAAAGAAAGUAAUUUCAACAAAUAUGAUGAUAAAACAUCAGACUUUCUUAAUAUCCCUUAUGACUAUAACUCAGUGAUGCACUACAGUAAAACUGCCUUCAUGAAUGGAACAGAACCAACCAUCGUCACAAACAUCCCAGCCUUCAUUGAUGUGAUUGGGCAGCGAAUUGAUUUUAGUGAAUAUGAUAUCCAGAAACUGAGUCGACUGUACAACUGCUCUUCCUCCUUAAGCUUUAUGGAUACGUGCAGCUUUGAACUUCCUAAUGUGUGUGGCAUGAUUCAAAAUACAGAGGAUAAUGCUGACUGGCAGCGCAUAACUCAAGUUUCUAGUGGACCUCAGACUGAUCAUACCUACACAGGAGUCUGCCAAGAAACUGGUUACUUUCUACAUUUUAAUACUAGCACUGGAAACCAGGGGGACCGAGCUGUUUUAGAGAGCCGUUUUCUGUACCCAAAGAGAGGAUUCCAGUGCCUGCAGUUCUUUUAUUAUAACAGUGGAAGUGAAACGGAUCAGCUGAAUAUUGGAGUCAAGGAGUACACAGUUGCAAAUCCCAAUGGUGCUUAUAGACAUAUAGAAACAAUACAAGGUUCACCUGUGAGCUACUGGGAGUUACAUCACAUUCCUUUAAAUAUGCCAAAUAAAUUCAGAGUGGUCUUUGAAGGCAUAAAAGGAUCCACCACAUCAAAUGGAGGCCUUUCCAUUGAUGAUAUCAACCUGUCUGAAACCCAAUGUCCUCACCAUGUUUGGCAUAUAAGAAAUUUCACUGAGCUUCUUGCUUCAAGCCCUUUAGGAGAGGCAGGAAGCUUAUAUAGCCCACCAUUUUACUCUCCUGAAGGGUAUGCAUUUCAGAUUGCCUUGUAUGUGAAUGGUACCACCAGUCCAUUUAAUUUAGCAAUAUAUUUGCACCUAAUCUCUGGGGCAAAUGAUAAUACUCUUCAAUGGCCCUGUCCAUGGAAACAGUUCACAAUGGUUCUUCUUGAUCAACAUCCAGAUAUCAGGCAACGUAUGUCAAAUCUAAGGAGCAUAACAACAGACCCAAAUGAAGUAGACUUCUCAGGCAAUUACUAUUGGGACAGACCAGAUAAAGUAGGAACAGAAGCCACCUUUCCAAAUGGCACUAAGUUCAUGAGAGGACCUAGAUCUGGAACAAGUGUCUUUUUAACACAUCAAAGGCUUAAAAGUCGUGACUUCAUUAAAGAUGAUAGUAUUUUCAUCCUUGCAACAGUGGAUGAUAUAUCUCAUUUAAUAUCAACGGAACCAAAUCUUACAGCCACCAGUGCGCCAACUACAAAUCAAGUGGCAACCACCACUACCUCCAUGGUUGAUGUGUGUAUAGACUAUGGCUGUAAGAAUAAUGGAACUUGCGUUAUUGUUGACAGAAAGCCUAUUUGCCGGUGUCCUGCUGAAGUGGACUGGUGGUACAUGGGAGAAAAAUGUGAAGAGAAGGGAACAAGACAAGAUAUUGCUGUAAUAGCAGUUGCCUCAUCUCUUUGUGUGUUUGGUGUCAUGUUGAUCAUCACUAUUGUAACUACUUGCUGCCUUAAAAAGAAAUAUAAGAAACAAAUGCAAGCCAAUAGAAGCCUGGAAUUAAAAAAUGCAACAUCGUUUUGAAGACAGUGAAACUAUGAAAAGUAAAACAGAAUCAGGUUGUGCUACUUGGA